Molecule: messenger RNA, 1737 nt
Organism: Eremomyces bilateralis CBS 781.70
Lineage: Eukaryota; Fungi; Ascomycota; Dothideomycetes; Eremomycetales; Eremomycetaceae
Product: putative vacuolar aspartyl aminopeptidase Lap4
Exons: 5
Coding region: 116-1618 (500 amino acids)
Biological process (GO): proteolysis
Cellular component (GO): fungal-type vacuole
Molecular function (GO): metalloaminopeptidase activity; zinc ion binding
Source: RefSeq, a predicted model, not a curated record
CCUCUCUAUACUUUAGCAAUAAAUUGGUCAUAAGCGAGCUUGUUCUAUCUCCGCAAUCCAAAUCCACCAUCUCUCGUCUUCCUCCGCACAUCCUCCCAUCGAAUUUGUCGACAAUAUGACGAGAAUCAUCCCCACCGACCACAGUAAACAACCCAUCCCGACUAUGCCGAGGACUGAGACCACCAGAAGCUCGAAUCCCUCCCUUCGCAGCGUCGAAUCAUAUGCGAAGCCCUUCUGUGACUUUUUGACCGAGAAUCCGACGAUCUUUCAUUACGUGGAUGCAACCGCGAAGCAGCUUGAGAAGAAUGAGUACACGAAGCUGUCGGAGCGAGACGAGUGGAAGCUGCAUCGCGGAGGGAAAUACUACUUGGAGCGCAAUGGAAGCAGUCUGAUCGCUUUCGAGGUUGGGGAAGGUUAUGAGCCUGGAAAUGGAGUGGCGAUGCUGGCUGCCCACGUUGAUGCGUUGUGUAUAAAACUGAAGCCGGUAUCGAACCUCUCAUCAAAGGCUGGAUAUACCCAGCUAGGUGUCGCACCGUAUGCAGGCGCCAUGAAUUCCACGUGGUGGGAUCGCGAUCUGGGUAUCGGUGGACGAGUCCUUGUGAAAGAGGCGAGCGGCAAAAUCGUGUCUAAGCUGGUAAAGCUGGAUUAUCCCAUCGCGAGGAUACCGACAUUGGCUCCUCAUUUUGGAGCUGCAGCCAAUGGACCCUUCAAUCAAGAGACGCAGAUGGCGCCAAUCAUCGCUCUGGACAAUUCCACCGAGCCAUACUCGACGGACGAUAAUGACUCCAAACCUACCGCACUCGGAGGUGAAGGGUCAUUCAUCUCGACACAACCGCAUGCUCUGGUCAAAGCCAUUGCUGGAGAGAUGGGGAUCUCCGAUUAUGGCAGCAUAGUCAACUGGGAGCUUGAGCUUUUUGACAUACAGCCCGCCGCUCUUGGUGGCUUGAACAAAGACUUCAUCUUCGCUGGCCGGAUCGAUGACAAACUGUGCUCCUGGGCCGCCAUCCAGGCUCUCAUUAACAACAGCUCAUCCUCUUCCAGCUCGUCCUCUUCACUGAUCAAAUUGGUCGCGCUCUUUGACGACGAAGAAAUUGGCUCGAUGCUCCGCCAAGGUGCUCGCUCGAACUUUCUCCCCUCCACCAUCUCACGCAUCGUCGACUCGUUCGCAUCGCCCUCGACGCCAUCAUUGGUCUCCCGCACAUUCGCAAACUCCUUCCUGGUCUCAUCCGAUGUCAUCCACGCCGUGAACCCGAACUUCCUGAAUGCCUAUCUCCCCCACCAUGCACCGAGGCUGAAUGUUGGCCUUGCUGUGUCAGCCGACCCGAAUGGGCAUAUGACAACAGAUGCCGUAAGCACGGCGAUCCUUCAACGAUGUGCCGAGAAGUGCGACUCGGUGCUUCAGGUCUUCCAAAUUCGGAAUGACAGCCGCAGUGGAGGAACCGUUGGACCCAUGCUGUCCUCUGCGAUGGGCGUGCGUGCAGUCGAUGCCGGCAUCCCGCAGCUGUCAAUGCACAGUAUUCGCGCAACGACUGGUAGCAAAGACCCUGGGCUCGGAGUCAAAGCUUUUGAAGGAUUCCUAAACCACUACGAGACAGUUGAUGCAGAGUUCAAGGCAUAAUUGAAGGGUCUCAUUCUUGUUUUCUAGUCCAUCACCGAGUUUAUAUAGUAGAAGAUCAUGCGCUAGAAACUAUAAAUAGAGCAAUGCAGCUGGUUGGAUUGGUAAAGAGUAUAUUGUAC